This is a messenger RNA of Drosophila hydei, 4428 nucleotides long. RefSeq lists its product as uncharacterized. The coding region runs from base 168 to 4181 and encodes 1337 amino acids. The transcript has 8 exons. Gene Ontology annotation, biological process: regulation of transcription by RNA polymerase II. NCBI's taxonomy places the organism in Eukaryota, Metazoa, Arthropoda, Insecta, Diptera, Drosophilidae. Gene Ontology annotation, molecular function: sequence-specific DNA binding; DNA-binding transcription factor activity, RNA polymerase II-specific. The record is from RefSeq and is a predicted model, not a curated record. Gene Ontology annotation, cellular component: nucleus.
UUCUUAUUAUGUUUUUCGAUUUUUCUAAUUACUUUUGGAAAUCUGGUCACACUUAAGACGCAGGUACAUCCACGGUACAGCCUCGGCGAAAAAAGUGUAUUGUCCAAUUAAUUUGAAGCAUUAUUUUGACUAAAUAACGUAAAACUUUGCCCAGUGCGUUGGGAGAGAUGACGCGCAUAACUAGAAGUGAUAUAUCACUUGAUAUGGAGUGCUGGGUAGAGGAGCUAUCGCCAGCCCAGUUAGCCUACUACGAGAAAAUCACAAAUGAGCACAACGCUGUGAAAAAUGCGCUCAAAUCCGCCGUCAGCGCCAAUGAAGGCAAGGAACUGUUUAAUGGUCAAGUGUUUCAGGCAUACUCUUUCAAAGGUAAGGUGCUGCAGGAGCUGAAGGAGGCCACGUUGCCAAAGAAGCCGCCAAAGCCAGAUAUACCACCCCCAACUCCUGCCGUUGCUGCUGCUGGUGGCGGUGGCUCAGGGCGAGGGCGGGGUCGACCACGUCUGUCGUCGAAUAUUGCCUAUUUGGAGUCAUCGGACGAGGGCGAUGACGACGUACCACUGGCCAAGCGCUUAGCCCUAUCUGCCGGUAAAAAAGCUGUUGCUGCUUCUGUCAGUCCGGCAUCAACCACAUCGAAAGUGGGUAAAAAGUCAGGUGCAACUGCAGCUGCAUCGCCUACUGGCAAGUCUUCACCACAGCCCAAAGGUGGCAAAGGGUCUGGCUUAGGAUCCAGUAGCAAACUAUUAGGUUCUGGCGAAGCGCCGCCCAAAAACUUCCGUCCUGCGGAGGUCAAUUCAGUGGGUGGUCUGGUAGUGGGCAGUAACGAUGACAGUACGAGCAAAGAUGGUAAAGACUCAAAGGAUGGCAAGGACACGAAAAUGCAGGGGAAAACAUAUCCAUCACUGGUUGUGCUGGCCAAGCCAUUCCUCAAGGUUAAAGAUAUGGCAGCUACGCGCAGCAAAUUAGACUCCAAGGUCAAACUCGUACUAAUGUUAACUCCCAAUAAGUUCUGCGAGUGGUUGCUUCAAGAAGGAUUGUUGCGCGCACAGCAGCACUGCAUUAAUCAUCGCAAUAACGAACUCAAGUUAGGUGUUUACUCAGACAUUAGCAAGUUCCCGUAUACCGGCGGAUAUGUGUGGAUUAGCGAGUGUUGUCCAUAUCGGUUCGUAUCGGUGUUCAACAAUUCCAUAUUUGAAGGGGCUCAGCAUCCGCCAACAUUUCUGCUCAAGCUAAUAUAUCAUUGGGCCUGCCAGACCAGCAUCCAGAACGUUGUGCAGUGGGUAAAGGUUGACAGUGUUUACAUCAAAGGAAUUUACACGUGGCUACGUGCUAUCUGCACCUUAGCAGUGCAUCAAAAGUGCAAAAAACUGGGUGGUCCCGGCAAGUUUGUGGAGGUGGGGGUCAUCUCAUUGGGCACCACGUCGCAGGAUGGCGCACAACGUCAAGUGAAGGUUGAAGUCCUUGGCGUCUACGAUUAUGCAGACAAAUCCAUACGGCUGCGUGCCGUAGAGCCAAUUACCGAUGGUGAUCGCAACUAUAAAAAGCGCUUUCAGGCAAUUUUAGAGCCGCUUUCCCGUUGGGUGCACAAGGACAGCACAAUUUGUAUAGAUUUGACUGUAGAUAAGAUAACACUCUUUAGCAUGGGCUUUAAGAACAUUGUACAAGCUGCAGCCACUGACAAUGCAGCGAAGCACAAUAAUUCGGCGGUCAUGGAGUACUUGCGUCGCAUUGUACCACGCAUGUUCCAGAAUACGCUUUCAUUGCUUUCUCGUCAGAUGAUACAACAGUUCCUCGAUGAGCUGGUCUGGCGCGAAUCUUUUGGAACGUAUGCACUGCAGGCAUUUAAUAAUAUUAUCAUACAUAUUGCUGAGCAGACCCGCGUUACCACCAAUGAGACCAUUACACAGCGCCUGUAUCAGGUUGCAACAAAUCCGUUUAAAGACUGGAGCGUACUACCUCCCAAUUACAAGGAGACACCGGCCAAUGCCACGCCCAAGCGCCUCAAGAAACCUAUCAGUGAUUCAGACUAUGUGAAUGCCAGCAAGGAUUAUUCAAGUAAAGUUAAGAAAGAAAAGGAGCGUGAAAAGGAAAAGGAUGUUUUACCAGCGGGAAGUAAGCGUCGUGGCACCGUUAGCACGCCUCCACCUGUCGCAGUUAGUAAACCCGCUAGCAAGGCAGCUAGCUCUAAGCUGUCAUUAAAAACAGGACCUACUAAAACGAAUACGCCAGUUGUGACGCCGGCCAAGGUACCAAUCAAAAAGCCCAAGGAGGCAAAGGACGAGAAAGAGAAGGUACCUGUGGUUAUCAAAAAGGAGGAAGACGAGCUCAAGGGUCUUGAGGAACUCUAUUAUGGUAUUAGCGAUGGUACCGAAGAGUUUUAUGAGCAUUUUCCCUAUAGCUCGCCUCGAGCUAAUCCAGCUGAGCUGACCAGAACUGUGGAGUGUCCAAUUUGCUUGAACGGCGAUACUUAUGACUCCAAUGAGAAGCUGCAGACUCAUUUGGUGUCACACAUCUCGCCCGAGGGUAAACAACACCAGUUCCAGUGUCUGUUUUGUCUGGAGAAGCAUGCAACCGAAUCUGUGCUGGCUAAGCACAACCAAAUCAUGCAUCCUACCGAAACCAAGACAGAUGGCUCUCCAUCCUAUCAUUGCUUGAUUUGCCAGCAACGACACAAUUCUUUGCAUCUGCUUACCGCUCAUCUACAGAAAGUGCACAGCACUCUGGAACUACCCUACUGGUGUCAGUCCUGCGGCUAUCGCUCCUCCUCUCAUCGUGAUCUGGUCCGGCACUUUUACGACGAUCACAAGAAUCAAAACUUUUUGCAAUGCCCCUACUGUCUCGAUAUCUUUUACUUCACUCACAAAGGCAAGGUCAAUCAGCUGCGGGUUGAACAUUAUUUUAUGCAUUUGGAUGAGCACGUCAACAAGCGUGAUCCGACACUACGCUGUCAGAAAUGUUCUCUGAGCUUUUUGGAGAAGGGUGACUUGAAGCAGCAUGCAGUACUGCAUCAUGUCAGUAUGACCAAGACGAAUAAACCAGUUCGACUGCUGUUGAACAAUUCCCUUCUAAUUCCUCCGCCCAAGGUUCGCACUCAUCAUCGUGAGCAGCCGCCAUUCUCGACUUAUAAACGACCAGUUUUCUUUGCUUUCCUUGAGGGCAAAACCUGCGCUGAGUGCAAUACAGAUAUCGCCAGUGAGGAGACGCAUUACACCGGUUGGCUGCAUUGCGUAAAGUGUAAUUAUCAGACAUGCUGCGAGCGCGCCCAGUUCCGCCAUGGCGUCGAUUGUAAUGGUAAUUUUGUGGAUGCAAUGGAAGUAAAUUUGCCGCAGGAAAUGCAUUGUAUCUGUGGCUUUGCCACAAGCAAUGGCAAUAAAAUGGCACAGCAUUUGGCUAGUUGUGGUCUGAGCACCUGUUACCCCAGUUUAGAAGCCGCCAGCGAGAAUGCCGUAAAGCGCAAUAUGCUGGAUAUGUUGGGUCUGGUUCGUCGUGACGGUGAAACAUCAGGCGAGGGCGGUGAAAUGGGCGAUGAUGCCAUGGAUGAUAAUAGCGAUAUGCUACCAACGCCAGAAGAUGGCCAACAGCACCACCAGCAGCAACAGGUGGAACAGCAACAUCCAGACGAUCAACAGGAGCACCUGCAACAUCAUCAGGAACCGUCACAAGCUCCGCAAGUGAAUAUGCAAACCGAUGAACAGCAGCAAGGGGAAUAUAUUGAGCCCCAGCCAGUGCCUGAGCCAAUCUCUCAUCUGGCCGAACCACGACAGGAUCAGCAGCAGGAGCAGCAACAUCAGCAGCAGCACCAGCAACAGCAGCAGCAGCAACAUCAGCAGCACUCAACGCCAAUACAAUUUGGUGAAAUGGAGGCAGCGCCUGUCAUGCUAGAUCCGCAAGUUCAAGCUGCUGCCGAAUACGCUCAGGUGUCUGUGGUGCAGCAGCAGCAGCAACAACACCACCACCAACAGCAGCCAUAUGGAAUGACUGGCUACGGCCAGAGUGCUCUUUCAACAGAUAUUGAUAUGCCACUAAUUGGUGAGCUAGCUGAACCCAACGCUCCGCCAACACCUCAGUUUCUCGGUGAAGUGCAUACUCCCAUGUUCGAUGCAGUGGCCGCAGCCGAGCAACAACAUUAUCAUGCCCAGCAGCAGCAGCAACAGCAUCUUCACCACCAUCAUCAUCACCCCCAAUGAUACAAAGCGAUGGGCAAGCUUAAACCACGCGAUUACACUCUGCCUUGGCAGAAUUACUAGACAUAGAUUCACCGAUUUACAAACAUAUUCAUGUAUAUUGUUGAGUAUAAAUUGUAUUAAAUUACAUACAUUACAAUUUUGUAGAUGAGCAUCUAAAUAUUGCACAGUAAAUAUUGAUCGAUAUUUGUAAAACAUUAAAAACAUAACUGUACUUGUCCACACAAGAAAAAACAUAAAAUAAAAAUAU